Pan troglodytes (chimpanzee) is the source of this 3644-nucleotide messenger RNA. It is a transcript of the gene THAP5, whose product is annotated as THAP domain containing 5. Lineage: Eukaryota; Metazoa; Chordata; Mammalia; Primates; Hominidae. Bases 615 to 1676 code for a protein of 353 amino acids. Gene Ontology annotation, cellular component: nucleus. The transcript has 3 exons. The record is from RefSeq and is a predicted model, not a curated record.
AGGGGCUCGAGAGGCCUGGACCUGUGGCGCAUCCUCAGUGAGGAGGGCCGACCUGCACCCGUCGCCGGCCCCGGUCUCUAGGGGCUUCACCCGAGUCAUGCCCCGCUAUUGCGCAGCGAUUUGUUGUAAGAACCGCCGGGGACGAAACAAUAAAGACCGGAAGCUGAGUUUUUAUCCGUAAGUUGUUUCUGGAGCAGAAGCGUCAGCCUCGCCGUGAGGCCUUGGACCUGUGGCCUUUGGGCUUGGGUGUCUCCUGUCCGCUCUGCCAGUGAGUCCUCAGCUCUCCGUACGUGGCCCGUCGCCCGCGGCAAGACGGAGGGAAGGCGCUAGUUCAGUUUAGCUAGCAAUGCCCUUCUUGCGCGAGGACUGCGGGCUGGUGGCGAGGCCCAGGAGCCUGUUUGGGUGUUAACAGUUAAAACAGUAAAGUUUGCGCGGGCUUCUGUGGUUUUCAGUCUUUUCCCCACCUCACGUGAUCUCAUUUCAUUGAACAACAUUAACCACCAUUUAAGAUACGUGAAACCUGCGAAGUGGAAAGGUGCACGCAAAGUUAAUUUACACCCCCCGCGAGAUUUCCUCUACAUGACAAAGAAAGACUGGAAAAGUGGUUAAAGAAUAUGAAGCGAGAUUCAUGGGUUCCCAGUAAAUACCAGUUUCUAUGUAGUGACCAUUUUACUCCUGACUCUCUUGACAUCAGAUGGGGUAUUCGAUAUUUAAAACAAACUGCAGUUCCAACAAUAUUUUCUUUGCCUGAAGACAAUCAGGGAAAAGACCCUUCUAAAAAAAAAUCCCAGAAGAAAAACUUGGAAGAUGAGAAAGAAGUAUGCCCAAAAGCCAAGUCAGAAGAAUCAUUUGUAUUAAAUGAGACAAAGAAAAAUAUAGUUAACACAGAUGUGCCCCAUCAACAUCCAGAAUUACUUCAUUCAUCUUCCUUGGUAAAGCCACCAGCUCCCAAAACAGGAAGUAUACAAAAUAACAUGUUAACUCUUAAUCUAGUUAAACAACAUACUGGGAAACCAGAAUCUAUCUUGGAAACAUCAGUUAACCAAGAUACAGGUAGAGGUGGUUUUCACACAUGUUUUGAGAAUCUAAAUUCUACAACUAUUACUUUGACAACUUCAAAUUCAGAAAGUAUUCAUCAAUCUUUGGAAACUCAAGAAGUUCUUGAAGUAACUACCAGUCAUCUUGCUAAUCCAAACUUUACAAGUAAUUCAAUGGAAAUAAAGUCAGCACAGGAAAAUCCAUUCUUAUUCAGCACAAUUAAUCAAACAGUUGAAGAAUUAAACACAAAUAAAGAAUCUGUUAUUGCCAUUUUUGUACCUGCUGAAAAUUCUAAACCCUCAGUUAAUUCUUUUAUAUCUGCACAAAAAGAAACCACGGAAAUGGAAGACACAGACAUUGAAGACUCCUUGUAUAAGGAUGUAGACUAUGGGACAGAAGUUUUACAAAUCGAACAUUCUUACUGCAGACAAGAUAUAAAUAAGGAACAUCUUUGGCAGAAAGUCUCUAAGCUACAUUCAAAGAUAACUCUUCUAGAGUUAAAAGAGCAACAAACUCUAGGUAGAUUGAAGUCUUUGGAAGCUCUUAUAAGGCAGCUAAAGCAGGAAAACUGGCUAUCUGAAGAAAACGUCAAGAUUAUAGAAAACCAUUUUACAACAUAUGAAGUCACUAUGAUAUAGAAUAACUAGGUUUUAAAACUAUGGCUGUUAAAUAAGCUUUUUCCAGCCAAACCAAACUACAUGUAAAGUGAACUGUUUCCUGUAUAAAGUUCUCAUCUUAAUGAACCUAUGAGAGUGUUGUAAAGUUAUGAACUGUAUCCUAUUCUUGUAAUACUCAUUUAAGAAAAACCAGAGAGUUGGGCUGGAGAGAAAAGCAGUUUUAUUACUUGAUAAUUUUCCAAAUUAAAAUUUAGCACAUAGAAGCAUUCAGUUAUAACAUGAGAAAACAAAGAAGUGUUCAAAGAGCACAGACUAGAAGUCAGGUUUAGGAAUCAGUCCUGGUUCUACCACUGGCAUAUGACUUGGGCAAGUUACUUAUGAUUGUGCCUCAGUCCCUAAUUUGUAAAAUAAGCACUUACUGGAUUUCUAAUUGUCUGGUUAUUUAUAGUCCCUUCCCUUUUUAUUAAGAUACUUCUAUUAGAACACAUUGUCUGUAAGAUAAUAUAUACUUAAUACUAGAAGUUGGCUAGAAUUUGAUGAUAUUAACCAUGUAUUAUUUUCAGUAUUUAUUGAAUUCUGUGGUCUUUGACCUUUUGGCUAUAGUUACAUAUUACAGUUAUAUUAUCUGUAAUAGAAAGGAAGAUAAACUUUUUUUUUUUUUUUUUUUUUGAGAUGGAGUCUCACUCUGUAACCCAGGCUGGAGUGCAGUGGCCUGAUCUUGGCUCACUGCAGCCUCUGCCUCCCGGGUUCAAGUGAUUCUUCUGCCUCAGCUUCCCGAGUAGCUGGGAUUACAGGCACACACCACCACAUCCAGCUUAUUUUUGUAUUUUUAGUAGAAAUGGGGUUUCACCAUGUUGGCCGGGCUGGCCUCGAACUCCUGACCCCAGGUGAUCCACCUACCUUGGCCUCCCAAAGUGCUGGGAUUACAGGCGUGAGCCACUGUGCCUGGCCAAGAUAGAACUUUUAUAAUUUUAUUCCAGUUGAACUAAACUAAGGAACCACCCAUUAGCCCAGUUCUUAGGAGAGGUACUUCAAACUUGAAAGAAUAUGUAUUUCGGUAACUUAUAUGUGGCUAACCAUCAAAUACAUAGUCAUCUAAGCUAAACUUUCUGUAUUUAAACAGUUAAACUUAUAAACCAAAAAUUUUAAUGAGGUUAAUUUUAAAUAUAUUUUAGAAAUUACAGUUUGUAUCUGUUUCUUAGUAGGUGUGGCCUUUAAAAUAUGUGCUUAUUCAUUGUUAAAUUCCAGAAUAAUAGAGUAAUACUUAAUACUGUACAUUCCCACUUAUGUAUAUUUUAUUAAAAUUUAUAAGCAAGAAAUUAUACAUAAGUGGUCAUGAUCUUAGGGAGACAAAGAAUUUCUCUUAGAAAAGAGAAGUAAUGGUAAUGUAAAUAAAAAUACCGUUUAUAUUCACAUGAUUUUAAGAAAACUGUAAAAGCAAAGAUUUUGUAGUAAUGAUACAAAUGUAACAAAUAGAUGUUUUCUUAAAAUUGGCAGUCAGUAUAAUUAUGUUUCUGCCUAUGAUGUUGAGGAAGUUGUAUCAGUCUGAUUCUUAGUUUUUUCAUCUGUUAAGUAGAACGUACUAUUACUUACCUUAAAGGGUGGCUUUGAGAAUUUUGUAAGGAACAAACAUGUUUUUGGUUCUGGAAUAUAGGAGGUGCUCAAUAAAAGUUGACUCUGACUGGCAAAUAAUAUUGUUUUGUAAAUGCAUGAUGAUUAUUUUUGGCCAUAUUUGACUUAGUUUCAUUAGGCUAAUAUUAAUUGGUACUAUAUGAAAGUGAGUCAACUAAUUAUAAAAGAUUAGAAAUGUCUUAGGUGACAAUGGGGGAAAAACUUAAAAUUUUUGCAUAAAUUAUGGGGAGAUAAUUGAUAGAGUUAUUACAGUGUUAUGAAGUAUUCCCAUGUUGCAUUUUGCAAAUACUUAAUUUAAAAUAAUACAGAUGAAAAUAAUCUUGAGUCACAAUAAAGUAAUGAUAUGUUAAGUUUCAA